AUGGCGACGCUCAGACUAGCUGAAUGGUCAGCCUCUUUGACACCUUCAUCCUAUCCGGCAUCCGUCCGACACGCCGCCCGACGUUCUCUGUACAACUUCAUAGGAUGCACGAUUGGCGGAUCGAAUCACCCAGCCGUAUGCAAGGCCCACAAUGCAUUGGAAGCCUUUUCCGGUCCGGAGAGCUCGCCUCUCCUGGGCACUCACCACAAGACGGAUGCUCAGCACGCCGCACUACUGAAUGGAAUAGCCUCUCACGUCCAUGACUACGACGACACGCAUUUAGCAACCAUCAUCCAUCCGACUGGACCGGUGGCCUCUGCCUUGUUAGCAUAUGCAUCAGUCUCGCAAACUCGAAUGUCCGGUGAAGAGCUGUUGUGCGCGCUCAUCGCCGGCAUUGAAACAAGCUGUAAAAUCGGCCUCGCGGUCUGGCCCACUCAUUACGACGUGGGAUGGCAUAUCACUUCUUCGACCGGAAGCAUCGGCGCCGCAGUCGCUGUUUCUAAGUCGCUGAACCUGUCCGUUGAGCAGACAGCGCAUGCCAUAGGAAUAGCAGCCACCCAGGUGACCGGACUGAGAGAAAUGUUUGGCUCCGAUACGAAGUCGUUUCAUCCUGGACGUGCGGCACAGAGCGGACUCAUGGCGGCCAUCCUCGCGGAGAAAGGGUAUACAUCUUCCGUGACAGCGCUGGAGGCGAAGAGAGGGUGGGCCAAUGUGGUGAUCGGACCAGGCGGCACUCCGCAGCUGAACAAGUACGUGGGAGAGCUUGGGAAUGUAUGGGAGGUGGAGCGAAAUGCAUUCAAGCCGUUCCCGUGUGGCAUUGUAUGCCAUCCUGCGAUCGACGGAUGCAUUCAACUUCAUCGAGAAAUGAUGGAAAAAGGCCUCAAAGUGGCCGAUAUCGAAAGGGUGGCGCAAAGAGUACACCCGCUCGUGAUCGAACUGACCAGUCGGCGGAAACCCAGAGACGGACUUGAGGGCAAAUUCUCGGUGUUUCACGGCAGUGCUGUGGGAUCGCUGUAUGGCAAAGCUGGCCCAUCUGAGUAUGCGGACGAUGUUGUAAGGCGGCAUGAGGUGAUCUCCUUACGCGACAAGAUCGAUGCCACCGCGGAUGACAGUGUGAAUCCGGACGAGGUGCGCUUGACUGCAACCUUGGAGGAUGGCAGUAAGCUGGAAAAGCAUGUAAGACACGCUGUGGGGUCACUCGAGAUGCCCAUGUCGGAUGAACAGCUUACGGAGAAGUUUGUCGACCAAUGCACGCUCGUGCUGGGUAAGGAGGGAGCGAAGCAGGCUAGCUCGAAGGCGUGGAAGAUGAGCGAAGUGGAAGAUGUGGCGAAAGCACUUGAGGAUCUGUAA
Lecanosticta acicola is the source of this 1350-nucleotide messenger RNA. The record is from the annotation of a GenBank genome assembly. NCBI's taxonomy places the organism in Eukaryota, Fungi, Ascomycota, Dothideomycetes, Mycosphaerellales, Mycosphaerellaceae.